Molecule: messenger RNA, 2390 nt
Organism: Labrus bergylta (ballan wrasse)
Lineage: Eukaryota; Metazoa; Chordata; Actinopteri; Labriformes; Labridae
Gene: znf365
Product: zinc finger protein 365
Biological process (GO): regulation of DNA strand resection involved in replication fork processing; regulation of neuron projection development; telomere maintenance
Source: RefSeq, a predicted model, not a curated record
UCUCUCCUGAAUGAAUGACAUCAUGCGGGAUGCUGUCUGUCCCAUAGUCUGUCCCUAUCUGCGACAUGACACCUUCACACAGUGACGGCUACAGGUUGAUUUAAAACCUUUACAGUGCAGGCGGUUUAGAGUGAUGCAGCAGAGGUUGUGUUCCAGAGGCUCUGGUUCUUUCUUUUUGGAGAGGAACGGCCAGGCCUGUGGCGCCAUCUCCAUCACUUCCCGUGACCUCCCCUUCCGUUGCCCCCGCUGCGGUGAGCAGGAGCGUUUCGGCAGCCUGGCCUCACUCCGUGCGCACCUGGAGUACCGCCACUCAUACCGCUCGCCGGACGUGACCGCCGGUGGUUUCAGCAUCACCGGCAAACUCCCGGACCCAUUGACUGCUGCGAUACCCUGGUACGACAUGAGCCUCCCGACCCGCAGGGGGCAGCAGAGCAUGGGGAGGCCACCUCACGCCCGCUCCCUUAGUGACAGCAGAGACAGCGGAUACCUCCACUCCUACGGCUCUGCGAGGAGACGCACACAGAGUGUCGGGGUGGGUACUCAGGCUGAUGAAGAAGACGAGGAUGAGGAAGACGACCAGGAAGUCGGGACUGAGGAUGAAGAUGCUGGAGAAGAGGAGGAUGAGGACAAUGAAGGUGAAGAAAGACAUGGUGGGAGAAAUGAAAUGGAUGUCAAAAUGUCUGACAAAAAGACAGAGGCAGGUCACCAUCACCUGAACCACCAUCACCUCCAUCACCUCCUGUUCCCUGCUCCUGCUCCUCUUGGCCCCCCUCCAGACCCGGACCUGGACCUAGACCUGGAGCUGGUUGAGCAGAACUCAUACACCGGCUUGGAGACGGCAGCAGCCUCGGCCGCAGUUCAACGGCGACUGGCCAGCAUCCUGAGGGCGGCCGACAGCACCAUGCAGCGUCGACUGGCCAAGGUGAGCACAGAGCUCGCCCAGACGGACACGGAGCUCCUGUGUGAGCGAGCUCACUCACAGCACCUGGCCCAGGAGAGACAGGAAGUGGCUAACAGGGAGAGGUCACUGAGCCGGCAGGUGGACGUGGCUGUCAUGGUGAUCGCCGCGUUGAGGGAACAGCUAAAUGCCUCAGAGAACGAGUUGGAACGCCGAGAAAGAGAGGUGAUAACAAUACAAAAGUUUCUGGAAGCGGCAGCUCGACAGGAGACUUGCGGGAAAGUUCGAAUCCAGCAAUUCAUCGAGAACCUGCUGCGACGCAUCGCUCUGGCCGAGAGACUUGUGGAGUAUUACCAGGUCAACGGCAGCCUGCAACAGUGCAACCACUACAAGUACCAGCAGCCGACUGAUAAUGGACCUCACAGAAUCACUAAAAGCAGGUCGGCGGGAGGUCAGCUUUCCUCUUCUGGUCUCAUGACAACAGAUCUCACUCCUCACACUUUGGUGGCUGUCCGCCGUUCUCCAAACCCUGUGGGGAACGAGACAGGGAGCGGGAGCACCGGGAGCGGCUCGCCCAGUCAUCCAGGCUGUUCUGCCGACCCGAACACAGAGACGACAUCUGGAACCACCAGCGGCGCCGCUCAGCCGGGUACGAGGCGUAGAACUGUGGAGAAGCACCAGAGGAGAGGGGGUGUCAGCGGGUAAAACUAUAUUCAACAACCACUAUUAUUUCAGUGUGUUAACCUGUGGAAAAGAAAUAUUAGGUCACAUUUACAUCAAGCUUCUCUGGGGUAAUUAAUCUCAGCUCUGAAAGGGUUCCUCCUCCAGUAAAAACAAUUGUUAAUAUCAAGAAAAUUACCACAAUAAAUACAAUUUAAUCUGGAUGAGAAGAGGACAGAUGGAAUUUUUCUGCUUAGAUUACUACAAAAUCCCUCACCUGGCAGGACGGCAAUAUAAAAGCAAUUUCUGAGCCAUAGUGAUGUUUUUUAAAUAACCUUUUGUAAAUUCAUGUAAGGUUAUAACUUCAACGGGGAUAUGAAAUCUAAUCAAGUAUCUUAUUUAGACAUGAAAUUGUAUGCACAUCGGCAAAAUUUCAGAAAUCUUCUCAUGUCUCAAUGUUCACCAAUGGAACAAAAACAACUUUAUCAGGACUUAAAAAAUACAACACAUUUUAAAGUAAAACAUGUUCCUUUUUUCAAGUCCCAGGACAAAAAUAUGUAUAUUAUACACUGCUUAAAUCAUUAAAGGAUUACUGAACACUGAACAGAGAUCCAUUUCUCACCACUUAAAGCACAUUUUUAUGUUAGUUAACAGUAAGGAACAGGACAGCUCUGCACAGUUUAUUCUGAUUAAAUGCUUGAUGCAUGUAUACGCACAGCAAAUCUUUUUGCAACCACAUGUGUAGAUGUACUAGAGGUUGGCGGGGCAUCAUGGGAGUGAUUCUCUCUGUUGACCGUAGUCAAGACGAACGAGUGAAACCAACCUGAGGAAG